Molecule: messenger RNA, 1131 nt
Organism: Penicillium macrosclerotiorum
Lineage: Eukaryota; Fungi; Ascomycota; Eurotiomycetes; Eurotiales; Aspergillaceae
Product: aurora family serine/threonine-protein kinase
Exons: 4
Coding region: 1-1131 (376 amino acids)
Biological process (GO): regulation of cytokinesis; mitotic spindle organization; protein phosphorylation
Cellular component (GO): chromosome passenger complex; spindle pole centrosome; spindle midzone
Molecular function (GO): protein kinase activity; ATP binding
Source: RefSeq, a predicted model, not a curated record
AUGGCCACCAAGACACUCGAAGCUCGAUUUGAGCACUUGUCUGUCAAAGAUGAAAAGGAGGCUGGAACCGACCGCACUUAUGGCAAGCACAAGGGCUCCCUCUCGACAGCCAUGUCUCUAUCCGGUCUUGGAGGUUCGGCGCAAAUGAACAACUCCAACCGGGCUCACCUAUUGAAAUUGGCCCUUCAAAACACCAAUGAUAGCAAGGUGAAUUCUAUGAAUGUUCCUGCGUCACCGGGCAAGGGCUCGCAAACCUUGGUCACCCGAAACACGGACGAAAAUGGAGACCAGCGUAGCGUGGCCCCCCUUUAUGAUCAGCCCCGACAGCUGCACCUUGGUAUGUUUGAGAUCGGCAAACCUCUUGGAAAGGGUAAAUUUGGCCGUGUCUACCUUGCCAAAGAGCGCUCCUCGGGCUUCGUGUGCGCUCUGAAAGUGCUACACAAAUCGGAACUCCAGCAGGGUGGUGUGCAAAAGCAAGUCCGCCGUGAGAUUGAGAUCCAGAGUAACCUGCGUCAUCCCAAUGUCUUGAGGCUCUAUGGUCAUUUCCAUGACAGCAAGCGUAUUUUCCUGAUUCUCGAAUUUGCCGGUCGCGGGGAACUGUACAAGCACCUUCGCAAGGAGAACCGCUUCCCCGAGUGGAAGGCGGCCCAAUAUAUAGCCCAGAUGGCAGCGGCGCUGAAGUAUUUGCACAAGAAGCAUGUGAUGCACCGGGAUAUCAAGCCCGAGAACAUCCUGGUCGGCAUUCAUGGAGAGAUCAAGAUCAGUGAUUUUGACGAUGUGUGGAACACUCGACUACCUCCCCCGGAGAUGUUGAACCCUGGAUCCCAGGACAAGUGCUACAGUGAGAAAGUUGAUCUGUGGAGUCUUGGAGUUCUGACCUACGAGUUCCUGGUUGGAGAGGCACCCUUCGAAGAUACUCCCAUCAUGACACGACGACGAAUUACCAAGGGAGACAUGUCCGUGCCGUCUUUUGUCAGCCCAGAAGCAAAGGACCUGAUCAAAAGACUGCUUGUUCUUGACCCGGAGAAGCGCAUUCCUCUUGAUGAAAUCCAGCGUCACCCCUGGAUUGUCAAGCAUUGCACCAAAGACGCCAAGCGGAGCUCUGGUUCGUCAAAGGAUGGUAGGGCAUGA